Molecule: messenger RNA, 1110 nt
Organism: Drosophila pseudoobscura
Lineage: Eukaryota; Metazoa; Arthropoda; Insecta; Diptera; Drosophilidae
Gene: Aos1
Product: activator of SUMO 1
Exons: 3
Coding region: 26-1048 (340 amino acids)
Biological process (GO): protein sumoylation
Cellular component (GO): cytoplasm; SUMO activating enzyme complex
Molecular function (GO): SUMO activating enzyme activity
Source: RefSeq, a predicted model, not a curated record
UCUGUGAAAUAUUAAUUUAAUAAUAAUGGGACAGGACAAGACAGAGGACAAGAACGAGAGUGGCGUAGAGCUGACUGAGGGUGAGACCGAGCUUUAUGACAGACAAAUUCGACUUUGGGGCCUGGAGUCGCAAAAGCGCCUACGCACAGCAAAGAUACUCAUCUCAGGCCUGAAUGGCUUAGGUGCGGAGGUGACAAAGAACAUUAUUUUGUCUGGAGUCAGCUCUGUAAAGCUGCACGAUGUCCAGCUGGUUACUGAGGAGGACUACUGCUCUCAGUUCCUUGCUGCACGCCAAUCUCUGGGUAAGAACCGAGCUGAGGCAUCUCUGGAGCGGGCACGAGCUCUCAAUCCUAUGGUGGAUAUCUCUGCCGAUACUCAACCGCUGAAGGAGAAGACGGCCGAAUUCUUUAGCGCAUUUGAUGUGGUGGUAAUCAACAGUCAAAGCAAUGAUGAAUUGCUGCGAAUCGAUGCCAUUUGCCAGGAUUUGGGUGUCAAGUUCUUCGCCAGCGAUGUGUGGGGAAUGUUUGGAUUUUACUUUGCGAGUCUCCAGCAGCAUAGCUACGUCGAGGACGUUGUCAAAUUCAAAGAGAUGGAAGCCAAGCCCAAUCAGAAACCAAAGUUCGAAAAAGUGGCUGUUCCCUUUCAGCGUGAAAUGAAUUACCCCGCAUACUCGGCUUGGAUUGAUUUCGAUAUAAAUGCCGCCGGCUACCAGCGCCAAUUGAAAAAGAAUGGUCCUGGCGUGGUCCUGCUAAGCGUUCUCCAAAAGUUCCGCACCACAUACAAACGCGACCCCAGCUACAAGACCAGGGAGGCGGAUAUAGUCUUACUGCAAGCCAUUCGAGAUGAACUGGCUCCAAAUUCUACACUAAGUAACGAAUCUUUGGGUGUUCUCUUCGCCCAGAUUUCCCCAGCAGUUGCUGUGGUGGGUGGUGUUGUUGCACAGGAGAUCAUUAAAGUGGUGACCGGAAUGGAGGCCCCCCAUCGCAACCUAUUCAUAUUCGAUCCAGACACAUGUGCAGGAUAUGUUCAAGCUAUCGGAGUUAAUUGAAUCCAUAAUAUUAAUUUUGUAUUUUUCAAAUCAUUUCAAAUAACACCACAGUUCUAAUUUUA